Adineta steineri is the source of this 408-nucleotide messenger RNA. Lineage: Eukaryota; Metazoa; Rotifera; Eurotatoria; Adinetida; Adinetidae. The record is from the annotation of a GenBank genome assembly.
AUGUUCGCUGUUCAGAUUGGUAGACCACGCAGAGUUGCUAAAGGAGAUACUCAUAUGUGGAUGCAAAAACGUAUUACAAACGAGCCUAACUCAGAUAGUAUACAAUCGAUCGAUCAUGAAACUUAUGGUCAAGUCGGAAGCGCUAAAGAUACUGAUGCAUCAGGUGAAGUUCAUUUAUGGAUGCGACUCAAUGGUGAAGAUAUGGCAGAUUCGAACACGAUUCAAACAGUAGAUGCUGAUACGACUGUUUCAGUUUGUCAAGCCGUCAUCAAAAUGGAAGCUGGUGAUAAACUUGAACUAAUGUUUUCUACAGAUGUUACAAAAGGUAAACUUAGUUUUGUUAUCAGUCAGCCGGAAGGCGAAGAAACAAUACCCCGUAUGAGUAUGGGUGUGAGUACUAUAUAUUGA